This is a messenger RNA of Magallana angulata, 3878 nucleotides long. RefSeq names its product SCO-spondin-like. Bases 47 to 3751 code for a protein of 1234 amino acids. Lineage: Eukaryota; Metazoa; Mollusca; Bivalvia; Ostreida; Ostreidae. The record is from RefSeq and is a predicted model, not a curated record. The transcript is spliced from 22 exons.
GAAAACAAGACCUUCGUUUAUACGGAUUGGAUAUAAUGUCGGCGAUAUGAAACCGAAUUACAUGGGAGUAAUUGUUUUCGUGAUCUGUCUGUGUCUAGGAGGCGUGGCCCACUGCAGCACUUACUUCCCCUGUACCAUCGCCUCAGACUGCCCGGGCACCUGCUACUUCAAGUCGGAGCGGCCAAUCUGUGGGGCGGAAGUGAUUGACGGCUACCUGGCGCGGAUCUGUGUCUGUGUCGCAAAUGAGUGCAACACGGACCAACAGUGUUCACAGCAUCAUUGUAUAACAGGCUAUAAAGCCGUCUGCUCCACGACUUCGCACCAGUGUAGCUGUCAGCACACAUGCUCACGCGCCUCCGACUGUGUUCGAUAUAACUGUCCUCAUGGCGGCGACAUAAUGUGUUCGUCAGUCUACGGGUCAACCAGUACGUGCGCAUGUCAAAAUGGUUGCUCUUCAAAUGGCGACUGCAGCACAAACAUCUGCUCGACAGGAAGUACUUCCGUUUGUGAUGGCGGCCAUUGUAAAUGUAAAGCCACGUGUCACUCGGAUUCUGAUUGUCCCAUCUUUGUCACGUGUCAGGCCGGGACGAUGCCAUAUUGCUCACCAUCAAACAAACACACUUGUGAAUGCGUGGCACAACCAGGUUACGUAAGGACAUGUUCAGCAAACACCGAGUGUUCAAAAAAUUACUGCAACCGACAAACUGUUCCUUAUUGCGCAUCAAACCAAUGUGGCUGCACAGAUUGUUUGGCAGCGACUGAUUGUCGUCAAUAUUGUCCACGUGGAUUCGAGAGAAGAUGCAAGGGCAACCGAUGUGUCUGCGAAAGUAAGAGCUGUACCACACACGUGGAAUGCGUGUACCAUCAAUGCCAGUCAGGUUAUACAGCAGCCUGCGCGUCCAACACACACCAAUGUGCCUGUAAACGCAUUUGUCAGGGGAACAAUGACUGUGCCCGAAAGCGGUGUCCGAAUGCCGAUCCCAUGUGUACUCCGGCGCAAGUCAAUACACGGAUCUGUUCCUGUGAGACCACGUGUUCACAGCACGGCGACUGCUCCAAUCACCACUGCUCCUUUGGCUAUCACAAGGUCUGUGACUCCGGAUCCUGUGGAUGUGGACGCAACUGUAGAGUUGACAGUGACUGUACUCGCUACAACCGCUGUCCGUCAGGGAAAUCUCCUUUCUGCAUGGCGGUGUCCGGCACGCAUGCUUGCCUGUGUCUCGAAUGUAACGACGAUGCAGGAUGUUCCCACCACAGCUGUGGACGUGAUUUCCACCCGAAAUGUUCUCAAAAUAUUUGCACCUGCGAUCAUAAUCCAAUCAAUGGGCACUGGUCGUCGUGGGGAAGAUGGAACACGUGUUCAAAUACUUGUGGAACCGGAACUCAAACUCGUCAGCGUUCCUGUAACAACCCACGUCCGAAUUACGGUGGCGCCAACUGUGCUGGGAGCAGAAGCGACACCCAGGCCUGUAAUGUAUCCUGUAUUGUCGAUGGACAGUGGUCGGCUUGGAGUCGAUGGACUUCUUGUUCAACAUCGUGUGGCCCGGGGUCUGAGACCAGACAAAGAACUUGCACGAACCCGGCGCCAGCCCACGGGGGGAAAGGGUGUGGUACAGCGAGUCAGGAGACCAAGGCAUGCAAUACUAAACACUGCCCAGUUGAUGGCGCAUGGUCACGAUGGGGCUCUUGGGGUGCCUGCUCGACCACGUGUGGUACAGGGGUUCAUAUCAGAUAUCGGUCCUGUGACAGCCCCAAGCCGGCCUAUGGCGGGCACAAUUGUAGAGGCGCCAAUCACCAGUCACAAAAAUGUAACCUGGGACCAUGCCCAAUACACGGUGGUUGGUCAAAUUGGGGAAGUUGGGGCUCUUGUAGCGUUACGUGUGGAGCUGGAAGUAUAUCACGAACACGAUCUUGCACACACCCAGCGCCAUCUCACGGUGGAAAGCCGUGUUCCGGAAGUGUUCGAGAUACACAAUCGUGUAUUUUAGCCCCUUGCUCACGCUCAUGUGCUGACUCUAGCGACCAAUGUGCCUUACUGAAGGACGUUUUCUGCGCACCUGGCAAUGUGGAUGGUCAAAAUGUCUGUCCUCAAACCUGUGGACUUUGUCCGGUUGAUGGUAGCUGGGGUAAUUGGGAAAAUUGGAGCGUUUGUACCGUGACCUGUGGGGGCGGGGUCAGACUCAGAUCGAGGCAGUGCGAUAACCCGGCUCCAUUACGUGGUGGGGUAGACUGUAUUGGAUUUGCACAGGAGGCAGGAGAUUGCAACGCAGAGGAAUGUAUAGUGGACGGGUCAUGGGCUUCAUGGGAAAGCUGGACCACGUGUUCAGUCACGUGUGACGGUGGAACAAGCGCUCGGUUCCGGAGUUGCUCCAACCCCACGCCCUCUAGCCUAGGGAAAUAUUGCGUUGGUCCGUCAUUUGACGUCACAGCUUGUUCUCAGAUACCUUGUCCAGUAAACGGAAAUUGGUCCGCCUGGUCUGAUUGGUCCACAUGUAGUGUCACGUGUAGCGUUGGCGUGGAAACAAGAUCCCGGAGCUGUGAUAAUCCCCCGCCUCAGUAUAAUGGGCAUGCGUGUGUUGGCAAUGUCACAGACACACAACCCUGCAAUGAUUCUGUAUGUCCUUAUGUUUGCAAAGACUUGAGUCCGGAAUGCUCUACCCAUAAGAACGUGUUUUGUGCAGCGGACCAUCCCUAUGGCCAGCAAUUAUGUCCUGUUACCUGUGGCACCUGCAGAGUAGAUGGCAUGUGGUCACAGUGGUCUGCCUGGAGCUCAUGCAGUGUCAGCUGUGAGAACGGAACCAGACAUCGCACCAGGAAUUGUUCAAGUCCUGCACCAGCCUAUGGCGGGAAAGACUGUAAUGGGACAAGCAGCGAAAUCGAGAACUGCGCGCCAGAAGCAUGUCCAAUUCACGGGAAGUGGUCUGAUUGGGCUGGAUGGUCGUCAUGUUCCCUGACUUGUGGAGCAGGCGUUCAAACACGUGAUCGGAAGUGCAACAAUCCAGCGCCUUCUCAUAACGGAAAUUUCUGCACCGGGGAUCCCUAUGAGAUCAAGCCAUGUAUACAUGGGUGUCCAGUGAACGGAAGUUGGAGCGAUUGGUCGGGCUGGUCACUAUGCAGUGUCACGUGUGGAGCGGGUGUACUUAAGCGCACGCGCGCAUGUACGCAUCCGUCACCAAGGUUUGGUGGCCAAAACUGCAAUGGACUGGACACAGAGACUCAACCCUGUAACAAGACGGAGUGCCCACUACUGUGCGAGGACCAUGACCCCGGAUGUACUAUCUUUACCUCCAGCAUCUGUGAUGUCAGCAACCCACAAGGCCGACUCAUGUGUCCAAAAAGCUGUGGUAGUUGUGACGUUGAUGGAGGUUGGAGCUCCUGGGAACAUUGGUCUGAAUGCAGCGCCACCUGUGGUGAUUUCAGCGUCAGAAAACGUAAUCGACUAUGCAAUAAUCCCAUCCCACAGAAUGGCGGGAAAGCUUGUGAGGGUCAGAUCUUUGACCUCGAACUUUGCAACGUCACAUCCUGUCCUCAAGAUAAACCUUGUCCGACAUGUGAUGAAAAUCUGAGCUGUACGUGGGACAAUUUCUGCGACGAUACGGAGACUUGCAUGAUACGGUCAUACAGCGGGUAUAACUUUACUGUCCACUGUUCUAAGAAAGAAGAUUGUUCGUUUGAGAAGGAUGUUUUAUCCAGCGGGGAGAUAUUUUGCUGUGACGACAGACCCUGUCUCCAGGGAAUUCUCGGCGUCUAAAAAAUCGACUGAAGUGAAUCUCAUAGGAAAUAAAUUUACCUAAAUACUAAUAUAUCCUUUAAUGUACACUAAAUGCUGCAUUGGAAUAUAGUUUGUAAAGUGAUAAAUAUGUUUUUGAUUCAUCAUU